This is a messenger RNA of Striga asiatica, 426 nucleotides long. The record is from the annotation of a GenBank genome assembly. Lineage: Eukaryota; Viridiplantae; Streptophyta; Magnoliopsida; Lamiales; Orobanchaceae.
AUGCCGGAGUACGGGAUUGAUGAGAUUAAUGAGUUAGUUAAGGUUGAAGCGAUAAGACCUUUCCAGCUACCUGGUUUGAGUUCACACCAAGACCUUUCGGUUAAGUUAGCAUCUGCUUACGAGCAUACCCGGAAUGAAGAAGUACCGGUCGGUAGCUCUGAUGGCCGCAAGAAGGUCCGCCUGAAAAGCGAAUCGUACUUUUGUCAGAUCCCUCGUUACGGGGAACCCCAAUUGCGUAAAGCAAAGAAAGACUCAAAUAUCGCUUCGCUUCAUUCAGUUAUUGACUCAGAUGAUUUAGAUAUUGAUGAUGCUAAUCAAGCUUCAAGCAGUAUGGUGGCCUUCUCAGCUGGCUGUCAGCCUUCAUCUACGCCUACUUACUGUUCUAUCUCGGAGCCUUCCUAUGGACUUUCGAACAAUAGAGUUUAA